AUGAUCACACUCUUUAUUGCUCUUUGCCUCUUAACAUCAGUGAAACCUUCUAACAUCAAGGAGAUUCAAGUUAAAAAAAUAAAGAGUGGAGAAGAUGUUACUAUGAAAUGUGGCGUGUUUAAUGACAAAACUAAACUUGUUUGGUUCAAACAGAGUUUUGGAAAGGUUCCUCAGUUGGUAGGGAGAGCAGUGGGGAAAGAUUUCAGACUUGAUGCAGAAUUUAAUGAUGGACGCUUCAGUGUUAGGGAUGACAAAUUGUUUAAUCUCGACAUUAAAAAUGUGACAGAAGAGGAUACAGGAACAUACUUCUGUGUAGAAAUGCUGAACACUUCACCAGACUUUACAUCUGGAACCCUUUUGGUUGUUGAAGAUGAGGAGAUGAAACGAUCUCCUCCAGCUGUAAAGGUGUUGGAGAACGGAGAGUUGCUCACACUCCAGUGUUCAGUACAAGCCAUUACUUCAAGCUGUGAAGAACCGAGCGUGUACUGGUUCAGACACGGCUCAGGAGAAUCUGAUCCAGGAAUCAUUUACACUCAUGGAAACGCCAGUGAUGAGUGUAAGAAGAGCUCUGAGGCUGGUUCUCCUCCACAGAGCUGUGUCUACACUCUCCCCAAGAGGAAGCUCACAACCUCUGGUAAAGAAAUGCUCUACUGUGCUGUGGCUGAGUGUGGACAAAUCCUCUUCAGGAAUGGAAUUAUGCCUGCAGAGAAAAGUUGUUGUUUCCAGAAUCAGGUGAUGAUCUAUCUUUCCGGGGGGCAGAGUCACGCACAGCUGCGGACGGCCUUUAAUGUCAACACGGUUGAUGGAAGGGCCGCGGUGCACUUACAGACAGACGUGUGCAGGGUUUGGGAGCACGGGUGUCUGAGCAUCAGCCGCGAGGGGGUAGCGGCGAGAUCACUGGCACUGGACACGUGGCUGGGUCACGUCUAG
This is a messenger RNA of Tachysurus fulvidraco (yellow catfish), 930 nucleotides long. RefSeq lists its product as uncharacterized. The record is from RefSeq and is a predicted model, not a curated record. The transcript is spliced from 5 exons. Lineage: Eukaryota; Metazoa; Chordata; Actinopteri; Siluriformes; Bagridae. The coding region runs from base 1 to 930 and encodes 309 amino acids. Gene Ontology annotation, biological process: response to bacterium.